Eriocheir sinensis (Chinese mitten crab) is the source of this 3388-nucleotide messenger RNA. RefSeq names its product peroxisomal sarcosine oxidase-like. The record is from RefSeq and is a predicted model, not a curated record. Lineage: Eukaryota; Metazoa; Arthropoda; Malacostraca; Decapoda; Varunidae. The transcript has 11 exons. The coding region runs from base 609 to 1553 and encodes 314 amino acids. Gene Ontology annotation, cellular component: peroxisome. Gene Ontology annotation, molecular function: flavin adenine dinucleotide binding; sarcosine oxidase activity; L-pipecolate oxidase activity.
UGAAGCGUCUGUCCCUCAGCCUCGCGUCCCUCCAGGCCUCUUGCGCGGUGACUUGAGCGAGGACGGAAGUGACUGUUAUCGUGUUUGUCUGUGUCUGUCUCUGGCAAGCAAGCGUGUAUUAGCGGCCCGGGGCGUGCUGUGAGGCGCUGACGAGAUUGAGGCGGUGGUGUUGUGGUGUGUCGGCGGGUGGCAUCACUGACGGGGGAGUGUGUCGCGUUGAUCUGCCUCGUUGCGCCUCAAGGGGAGCAUUGGAUGGGUUGAGCUGCCACUGAGCCCUUGAUAUGACCCUCCGACCGCCUCCAUCAUCUCUACCGCCGCCACGAACAACAGCGAUACUACCACCACUACCACCGCCGUCACCCCUGCCACCACCGCCAUGACCACAGCCGCAGAGAGCAUCAUCGCAGCACGUGAAAGUGCUGAGGGCGGCGACGGUGGUGGUGGGCGGGGGAGUGCACGGGAGCAGCGCCGCCUACCACCUGGCCAAAGCGGGGCAGGACACUAUUCUCUUGGAGCAGUUCCCGCUCCCACACUCCCGCGGCAGCAGUCACGGGCAGACGCGCAUUAUUCGACUGGCCAACUACGGCGUUCCGCAACUCACUGCACUCAUGGCGGACUCCUUCGGCAUGUGGAGGAAGAUCGAGCAGGAGGCGGGCGUGUCGCUGGUCAGGUCCUCCCCCAUGCUGGUAGUGACCGAUGACGCCAAGAUGAUGGCCCGGGUGGAGAGGUCAGUGCGGGAGGGAGGUGACACGCCCCAGCGCCCCCGUCUCAGCGAGGUCAACAGGAAAUACGGCUCCAACCUGCCCGCGGGGAACCUGACCCUCAUUGACCCCUCCGCCGGUGUUCUGAUGGCCGACAAGUGUGUGGCGACCCUGCAGCGGCUGUUCCGGGAGGCAGGGGGUCGCGUGGUGGACGAGUGGCCGGUGGAGAGAGUGGAGGUGGGGCCUGGCGGGGCGGUGGAGGUGCGGGGACCGAGGGGGCGUGUGAGGGCGGAGAGGAUCGUCCUGUGUCCUGGGCCGUGGGCAGGUCCGCUCCUGGCCAAGAUGGGCGUGCACCUGCCGCUUGAGGUGAGGCGAAUCUCGGUCUUCUAUUGGCGGAUCAAGGACCAGGCCACGCCCACCGUCUCCUUCGUGCACUACGGGAAUGAGUACCACAACUACGGCCUUGCCCAGCUCGAAUACCCCGGGCUGAUGAAGCUGGUACAGCACACUGGGCCGGUCAUCAGCAGCCCGGAGCAGAGGGACCAGCGGGGGGCCUCGCGGGAGCAGCGGACCAAGAUGCAGCAGUACGUUAGGGAGCACUGGCCCACCCUGCACCCCGAGCCCGUCAUCGAGGAAUCCUGCCUCUACACGAUGACGCCGGAUGAGGAGUUUGUGAUCGAUUCUCAUCCGUCUCAUCCAAACGUCGUCUUCGCCUGCGGGUUUUCAGGUACUGGCUUUAAGACGGCCCCGGCAGUCGGCGACAACCUGUGCCGCCUGGUCCUCGGCCGCGCCCCCCGCCACGACCUGUCCGCGUUCAGAGCCUCGAGGUUCGCGCCGCGGAGCAGGAUGUGAGGCGCUGGAGAGGCGUGAAGAGGCUGGAUGGGCGGGAGAUGAAAGAGAGGCUCGUGUUGAAAGGUCUUGGAAGGGCUGAAAAGGCAUAAGAAGAGGCAGGUCAUACAAUUUAUCCUCAGCAGGCGAUUUUAUUUUAUUAUCUGUUUUGGAGGAUGGUUUUCUCGUCUGGUCAAAAGAGCAGAAGAGGCUAAAAGGGAGUGAAGAGGUCGCGGAAAGGCAUUCAGGUCAUAUGUUAAGUCCUGCUUCAAAUAGGUGUUUUUCGUCGUAAGAAGCCUUACUAUACGUUUCAUCUGCUGUAUAAUUUUAGACGUGCACUAAUUUCAAUUUAAGAGAAGGCAGAAUAAGCAAAAAUGUAUAAAAAGAAUUGCCUGUAUCAUGAUAUUGCUUACGCUUUAAGGUGCUUUUCGCUGCAGGAUGGUUUGCGGUAUAAACGUUUCAUUUGCUGUAAAAAUUGAUACGUCUACUAUUUUUACAACAAGAGAAAGCAAAAUAAACAAAAAAUGAUAAAAAAGCGCCUGCAUCAUAUUUUUUUUCUGUUGUGUGGUGGAUUUCGUUGCAAGAUUGUUUACGAUACGUUUAUCAUCCGCUUAACCUGAUGUUUACUUUUUUUCUACAUUAAGAGGAAGCAAACUAUGAGGCAGUCACUCAAACCAUUCACUUUACACCUGGUUAAGUCCCGUGCUUGUUUUGAUGUAAAGGUUCUGACAUGGUUCUCGCGCUAGUCUGUCUACGAUAUAUUGUGUUCGCUUUAUAAUCUGAGGCGUGUAGCUACAAUAUUUACGGUAAGAGGAGGCAGGCCGAGGCAUGCACACGACAAUAUUAAAAAAGAAAGGCUGACAUGAUACUUUGGUUUCCUGGGGUGGUUUUCGCUGCGAGGUUGUGUACGUUACGUUGUGUUCUGUGAAUAAUUUUAGCUGUAUAUUCUAUGUUCACGGUAACAGGAGGCAGGCCGGGGAGUAAGCAGAUUAGAUUUAGAGGAAAACUCACAAUACGAUAUUUCUCUCUCCUGAGAUGAUUUUCGCUGCUAGGCUACUUAUGAUAUGUUGUGUUCUCUUUAUAAUCUGAGCCGUGUACUAUUUUUACGUUAAGAAGGGGAUGGCCAAGUGAUGAAAAAUAUGUUAAGAGAAAUGCUCACCUUUCGAUAUUUUCCUUUCCUGAGGUGGGUGGAUUUCGUUGCAAGGUUGUCUACGAUGUUAUAUUCUCUGUAUAAUCUGAGCUGUGUAGUAUUUUUACCGUAAGAGGAGCCAAGCCGAGGGAUAAGCAAAGAAGAUUUAGAGAGACGCUCACAGCACGAUAUCUUGCUUUCCUGAGGUGGAUUUUCCUGCAAGGUUGUCUGCGAUAUGUUUCGUUCUCUGCAUAACCUGAGCUGUGAACUAUUUUUACGGUUAGGGAAAGCAGACUGAGGGAGAAACAUCAAAAACAUUUAAGUAGAACGCUCCCAAUACGAUAGUUUUUCUUUCCUGAGUUUUUUGUAGUUGUUGUUGUUCAGUGAUUAUGUACGAUAUCUUGUGUUCUUUAUUAGCUGAGAAUUGUACCAUUUUACGUAAGAGAAAUCAUGACGAGAUAUAAACAAAGAAGAUUCAGAGAAAAACGUUCGCAACAUGAUAUUUUUCCUGCUUUCGUGCUAUAUUUUUUGUGCAUGCUCUUCAGAUUUGUUUGAAAUUGUACAACAGUAUUCAGUGUUUAAGAAAAUGGAUUAUUCAGUGUCAAAUAAAUUGUGCUAUAAAAAAAAUGCCCAAACAAAAAUACAUUCGUGUUGACCAUUUAUAUUUCUCUCUUUGCUCAGUUGUUUUCUGUAUUUAUUCUUUUUCCAAUUAAGAGUUUGGUACAUUGCA